CCCGUCGCUUGGAGCGUGGAUUGGGGUUUAGUUACGAGAAGAUACACAUCUGCCCAAAUGAUUGUGUCCUGUUUUGGAAGGAAAAUGCAUUGUUAAAUGAGUGCCCUAAAUGUAAAGCUUCUAGGUGGGAACAAAGCACAAUUCACCAAUGAAGGUUACCAAAAAAAGUUCUCCGAUAUUUCCCCCUUAAGCCACGAUUGCAGAGGCUUUAUAUGUCAAAGAAGACAGCCCAGGCCAUGCGAUGGCAUGUAGAGGGCCGUGUUGAAGAUCCUACAUGCAUGCGACAUCCUUCAGAUUCUAGGGUUUGGAAGGACUUUGAUAACGUACAUGUCAGGUUUUCCGAAGAUCCGAGAAAUGUUAGACUUGGUUUAGCAAGUGAUGGUUUUAACCCAUUCAAUAACAUGAGUAGGCCGUACAGCAUUUGGCCGAUACUUCUUGUGCCUUACAACUUGCCGCCUUGGGCAUGCAUGAAAGAUCCAUACACAAUGUUAUCGUUGCUAAUCCUUGGCCCAAAGUCACCAGGUAAUGAUAUUGAUGUGUUCUUGCGUCCUCUCCUUGAUGAGUUGAAGGAGUUAUGGGUAGAGGGUAUUCAUACCUAUGAUGCGUACAGUGGGCAAGACUUUACGUUGCAUGCAGCUCUACUUUGGACUAUCAAUGACUUCCCCGCAUAUGCCAAUCUUUCCGGUUGGAGCACGAAAGGCAAGUUGGCAUGCCCGUAUUGUACAUCUGACACAAAUUCUCAAUGGCUGGUAUAUGGCCGCAAACAUUGCUAUAUGGGUCAUCGACGAUGGUUGCCCCUAGAUCACAUUUGGAGACGCAAGAAAAAUGCAUUUAAUGGGUAUGAAGAGCACCAACUCCAACCAUCAAGGGUCGAGGGAGAGGAAUUGCUAGAACAAUUAAGUCAGGUGUCACAUUUUCAGUUGGGUAAAUCUUCUUCGAAGAGGAAACGAACGGCCAAUCAUCUUAACUGGACCAAAAAAUCCAUAUUUUUUGAGCUUCCCUACUGGUUAUCCUUGGGUUUGAGACAUAACCUGGACGUAAUGCAUAUUGAAAAAAACAUAUGCGAUAAUGUGUUGGGAACUUUGUUGAACAUUGAAGGGAAAACUAAGGACUCUGCCAAUGCGCGUAGGGAUUUGGCAAAUCUCGGAAUAAGGAAAGAAUUGCAUUUACAACAUGAUGGCGAGUCUGAGAGAAUGGGUCUUGGUUGCUACAUGUUAAAUUUAAAUGAGCGAAGGGCUUUUUGUGCAUGGUUGUGCAAAGUGAAAUUCCCUAAUGGGUUUGCAUCGAAUAUAGGCCGGUGUGUCAAUGCUAGUGAGGGAAAGAUCAGUGGAAUGAAGAGCCAUGACUGUCAUGUCUUUAUGCAACAACUAUUGCCAGUUGUUAUAGGCAAGUUCUUACGGGCCGAUGUGCGUCAAGCCUUAAUAGAGUUGAGUGCAUUCUUCAAAGAAUUAUGUUGCCGAACUUUGAACCUAUCAGUGUUGCAUCGACUUCAAGCUAAUAUUCCCAUCAUUCUGUGCAAACUAGAAAUGAUUUUCCCUCCAGCUUUUUUUGAUAUCAUGGUACACCUAUCUAUUCACUUGCCAGAAGAGGCUCUUCUAGCUGGACCCGUGCAAUAUAGAUGGAUGUAUCCGUUUGAGAGGUAUUUAGGAAAGUUCAAGCGGUACGUCCGAAACAGAGCUAGGCCUGAAGGCUCAAUCGCUGAGGCAUAUGUGCAUCUCGAGUGCCUCACCUUUUGCUCUAUGUACCUUCAUGAUAUAGAAACUAAAUAUCAUCGAGAGGAACGCAAUACUGAUGUACCCAUUGAUGGGCCUGAGUCGGGAAAUGCUGGAAGUUUAUCUGUUUUCUCUCAAAAGGUUAGGCCAUUGGGGACUGCGUACUCACAUAAAUUAGCCGACACACUAAUGGUCAAGGCCCGAUGGUAUAUACUAAAUAAUUGCCUGGAGGUUGAGCAAUACAUUGAGUAUGUACAUCCAUCUUGAAUUACUAACUUUAGUAAUGGGUACCUAAUUGUUACUAGUCUCCAAUGUAACAAUUCCAUGCACUGCUUCACAGGGAUCACUAUAACAAGAUUGUUGAAGAGGACCCUCAUAACAUCGACCGUAGGCACCAGCGUCAAUUUCACGCGUGGUUUAGAGCACGCAUUCGAGAGAAACGUGCAGUGGCUCCAACGACGAUUUCUGAUGAGUUAUAUGCAUUAGCAUGUGGACCAGAACCGACAGUCGCAUCUUAUGCAGGAUGCAUAAUGAAUGGUGUUCGAUUUCAUACUAAGGAGCGGGAAAGGCAUUGCCGCACUCAAAACUGCGGGGUGGUGGUUCAUGGAGAGCAUCAGGGAUCCCCUUGUGACUUCUACGGUGUUCUGAAUGAUAUAAUAGAAAUACGCUACAUGGGUUGGCGCAAGGUUUAUCUUUUUCAAUGCACUUGGUAUGCCGUUGGUGACCCAAGAAGGGGGAUACGUGUCAGGGACCACUUAACCAUAGUGAAUACGGAUAGGCAAUGGUAUAAAGAUGAGCCCUUCGCACUUGCGUGCCAAGCAAUGCAAGUAUUUUACCUGUCCGAUCCGAUCUUGGGAGGAAGUUGGAAUGUCGUGCAAAAGGUUACAAGUAGGAAUGUUUAUAACAUUCGCGCAAUGGCCCAAGUUGAAGAGAUGCUGGAUGAUGCUGAGUCAUCAGGGGAUGACCUUGAUGUCGAUGAGGGGGGGAAUUUGAACAACUAUCCCCCUAGUCUUGCUGUCGAUGAAGCCAUGCCCGAACCACUUAUCCGAGUCGAUGAGGAGCAUUUGGCCGUUGCUCCAACCUCCAUCUCAGCUCGGGGCCCGGCCCAACCAGUUGACGAUGAAGCGACACUGGACGACAUAAGUUCCAAUGAUAACUCUGAUAACGACACCACCCAUCAGCCAAUUGGGGAGACAGAUGAUUCUGAUGAUUAAGUGCUUGCACUUUAAAGCUAAUGAGGUCUACGCUACCAACAGCUCGGGCUCCAUUGUAACGUAUUUGUCGCUAUGUUAUCGUUGAUGGAUCUCCUUUCCCUGCCACCAAGUGAUGGGUUUCCGGGGUCACAACACUAUAUAUAUUUACAGUUGCUUAAUUAUAUAUCAUCUAAGUAAUAUUAACAGAUUAUAAUACAUUUUGUAACUAAGAAUACUUGUGCUAUCUUCACUAGCAUGUUGGUUGCUCGUUUGGAAUUAGUAAAUUUCAGUGCAAUUUCAUUGGCAGGCUGCAUAUAUCAUUUCAUGCUCUGUUGCUAGAUGUUUGUUGCAGAUAAUUGUCCAUAACUCUAAUAUACUUGACUAAUCAAUUAAACUUUUCAUGUUUUUUCCUCUAACAUAUAGUGGAAAGUGCAGUAAUACCAACUUGGAUUUCUGUCCACAAAUAUUGCAAAGGUUAUUAUGGUCGACUAUGGUAGGGAUAAAGUUUUUUUGCAUAAAGGCCUUAUGCAACAUAUGGUAUAGGGUAUUUAAACUGUUCAUCAUAUUACGACAAUUAGAUGAAUUCUGGUCUGAAUUAAUUUUGUGGGCUGACUUCCAUGUGCAGGACCUUGGGCGGUUGGCAUAUCCUUGGUCAUAACCAGACCACUUUCUCCCAGUCUGGAUGCAACAAGGUGGCUGUUCAAGCAAGGAAAUUUGUUAGUCCCCCAUAAGAUGGUCAGAAGAAGCAGUAGGAUUUCCCAGCUACCAUCUUACCCAAAGAUGAGGAGAUCAAUAAAGUUUCGGGGGGGCCGAGUCAGACAUGGAAGGGCUGAGAUAUGCCGCAGCCAAGAGCAAGAACCAGAGGCACCGGAUCCGAGAACCAUGUUGCGGGACGAGCCGUUACCAGAUGAUUCAACUGAGGAUGUAGGAGGAGCUGUGCAAAUAGAAGGGGCAUUGGUUGCUCCAGAAGUUGAAGAGGAUGUUGUCCCUAACACAAAACCAGCUACUAAGAAAAGAGGUAGAGGGCCAGCGAAGGGCACGCUAUUUAAAAGAAUGAGGAAAGUGGGUAAGAUACCUCUGGUUAUACAAGAUGGUCAUCGGGGGCCAUCAUGUGAGAAUGCUUGCUUAUUCACUGGACGACUAACGGAGAUAAUUAAAGUUUAUGCCGACAUGAGGCAUGCUAGUUGGAGUCGUGUACCUGAAGACGAGAAGACAGAGCUGAUAGACCGUGUUAGGGCUGAUUUUGUUCUUGACUGGAGUAGAGACAACCAUCGUGAGAUGGUUUCCAACCAUUUGGCAGAUAAGUACAAUACUUAUAAUUAUGUACUACAUAAAAUUUAUUUAAAAUAUGCAUCACAUCAAGAGGCCCUACGUGGUGGGACGGACAAGGUGGAGAAAAAUGUUUGGGAAAAGCUAUGUGAAUACUGGGCAAGUGCAGCAUUCAAGGUAAACCAGUCUGUGAAUUUAUAG
This is a messenger RNA of Carya illinoinensis, 4375 nucleotides long. RefSeq lists its product as uncharacterized. The coding region runs from base 3638 to 4375 and encodes 245 amino acids. The record is from RefSeq and is a predicted model, not a curated record. The transcript is spliced from 6 exons. NCBI's taxonomy places the organism in Eukaryota, Viridiplantae, Streptophyta, Magnoliopsida, Fagales, Juglandaceae.